Closterium sp. NIES-67 is the source of this 2339-nucleotide messenger RNA. NCBI's taxonomy places the organism in Eukaryota, Viridiplantae, Streptophyta, Zygnematophyceae, Desmidiales, Closteriaceae. The record is from the annotation of a GenBank genome assembly.
CAAGUCCGAACUUCUCAUUCCGUCGCCCUAAGUCUUGAGUGGUCCGUCGUGGGUGGCGGAACCACUCCAACAGGAGCGCACCGCAAUAAUUUUCACAUAUUCUUCCCGCAAUGUCGUCUCUGCCAGCCCUUGCCUUCCCGCUGCUGCCCUUCCCCCUCGCCGCCCCCUGGCCGCCCGAAGCGCCGCCGAUCGCGCAGGUGCUGUCGGACGAUCUGCUUCUCUCGCUCGUGCUGCGCUCGCUCAUACAGCCGACUAGGCCGCCAUCGCCGCGCCAAAGCGAAGCGGGAGUGCCGUUGUGUGACGAAGAGGGCGAAGAGGCAGUAGUAUUAGCGGCGCGGAGUGGGAGUGCAGCCGCCGUGCCGCACUCGUUCCGCUACGCGCUCGUGUGCAAGCGAUGGCACUCCGCAGCGUGCCACUCGCUCUCGCACCUCGCAGUCCGAUCCCGGAUCGAAUACCCCGAUCUCCUAGCCGCUGUUCGCCGCUACCCUUGCCUCACUCGCGUCACUCUGGGAGAAGGGAGGAUCCGAGCCGCCAACUGGGCUUCCUGGAAGGGCGAUGCGCUCUUCCAGUGCCUGGGCGCCACGUGUCCGCAGCUAACCCACCUGACGGUGGAACAUCAGUGUUAUAUGACCGUUUCGCCGGACGACCUCGCGCCGCUCUUCCGCGGAUGUCGCAAGCUCCGCCAUCUGCGCCUGGCGACCUUCCCCUCGCUCCGCCACCUCCCCGCCACCAUCGCUCUUCUCACUGACCUCCGCACCCUCCGCCUUACCCGCCACUCCCGCUACGACGAAGAGUUCACGCAUCUCACCUCGCCGCCAGAGAGCAUCGGCGCGCUUCAACAGCUGCGGGAGCUGCGCGUUUCCGCGGGGCCGCGGUUCCAAGGUCUGCCGAGCAAUAGGAUCAUCGGCGCACUGACAAGCCUCACCCGCCUCAGCUUGAGCCUUGUCAACAGCGAUCUCAGGCACCUCCCUGCCGCCAUUGGCCACUUGCCGCUGCUGGAAACCCUAGAGAUCCGAAUGAGGGCGCUGAGGUGCAUCCCGGGCUCCUUCGAGUGGCUGACAAGGCUGAGGCGAUUCGUGCUUGAGGCAGCUCACCUGGAGAGCCUGCCUGAGAUUGUGAUAGCUGGGAUGACGCAGCUCCACACGCUUUCUCUCCGCUGCAAACUCCUCGACGGGAUCCCAGGUAUUCUCGCACUGCUCCCCUGCCUCCCCUCCGUCUCCCCCCUCUUCUCCCUCUCCAUCCUUUCAGGUGACUCCCUCACUUCCCUCCCUACCAGCAUCAGCGACCUUGUGAACCUCGAGUCCCUAGAGCUGCGCAAUCUGGCCAACGUCCGGUCCCUGCCCGACAGUCUGGGUGAUUUACCCCGGCUGACAGCCCUAGAGCUCAGUCUUCCGGUGCUGCAGCAGCUGCCUGAGGGGCUGUGCUCGGGGAGUUUGACUGGCAGCCUCAGAACUCUUUCCCUGGUGGACUGCUAUGAGUUGAGAGCGCUGCCUGCCCUGCUGGGCUGCCUCACGCGCCUGGAGGCUCUUCGCCUCGAAUGCUGCUGCCUCCUGGAGUCCCUCGAUCCUCUGGUCGCCCCUCCUCCUCCUCAGACUGAGUUCCCCGGUCCAAUGGCUGCUCCAAGUCUCUUUAACAGACCCAGUAGCCCCCAGUCUGGUUGCAACAAGCAGGGGCGUGCACAAGCGGAUGCUCCAGCGCAACACGGAGCACAGCAGCAGCGGGGCCUGGUGUCCCUCACCAGACUCACAAUCGCCGGUUGCCGCCGCAUCUCCUCCCUUCCCGAAGCCGUCUCCUCACUCACUGCCCUGCGCACUCUGAAACUGGACAGUUUAGGAAAAUUAUGCAGGCUGCCUGAAGCCCUUGGGCAGCUGACAAAUCUGGAAAGGUUGGAGCUGCGUGAACUGCCUGGACUGGGUGCUCUGCCUGCUUCCAUCUGGUGGUUGCCAAAACUGGACGAACCGCGGUUGACUGCCAUGAAGGGGGAUGGAGAUUGGUGGGUACUUGACUCUCUCCCUGCCUUUAGGUCUGCUACAGUGGGGCUGCUCCAUGUGUUUGCUAGUAUGAGGAUGCUCCCAUUGCCAAGGGAACUGAGGUAUUGGUUUUGAUUGUAAGAUCAUCUGUUAGGUUCAUUGAUACCGUAUUCCCCCGUAUAUAAGACCCGCCGAAAUAGUCACCCCAUGGGUGGCAUAUGCGGGGGAUAGCUUAUGGUAUGGUGCAUUUUUUAGAGCACCCAUUUUUUUUAGUACGAAUUAUACAUAGCACCCUCCAUCGAAGAUUUGUAGAUUUUACUGGUCUAGCUGUCCAACAUAUCUUUGUAUGUUGUUAUAGACUACAUAGGG